CUCGGAGAAGAUAAACAAAAAGGAAGGAAGCCUUCGGCCAUACAAUCGCGGCAAAAUCGGUUCAAAAAUCUAGCUUGCCCGCUACAGUUAGCAACUCCAUGUGCCAUUACAUUGCUUAAAGCAUUGCCAUUCAGCGUUCACAGUCAUGGACGAGGGGAUAAUAUUUCGUAUGAGUGCAUUUUCCGAGCAAGGGGGGAGGAAAUACAUGGAGGAUGUGGUCGAGAUAAGAAUCGAGUACGAGCCGACGCCGUCGCCAGUGGAAGAUUAUCCAAAGUCGCAGGGACAUGGAGGACAGGGGAAAGCCGGCAGUGAACCUACAAAACAGCCUGGAAAAGAGGCACGCGACCACGACGUUACUGCCGAGUCUGGCCCAGCCUCUGCGAUGUGGGUCGAGAGUCUAUCGGAGGAGGGCAGCGACACACCGGCACCGGAGGAAAAAGUCGCAGAGCAUGCAGUCGACACUCGGAAGUCUGUGGCGUUUUUCGCCGUUUUCGACGGCCACGGGGGUCGAGAAGCGGCACACUUCGCGAGAGACAAUCUGUGGAAUUUAUUAAAAAAGCAGCGCGGGUUUUGGUCGAAGGAUCACAGCGAAGUGUGCGCUGCUCUCAGGAAAGGUUUCAUCGCCUGUCACCACGCGAUGUGGAAAGAGCUGCCGGAGUGGCCAAAGACCAUCACCGGCCUGCCCAGUACAUCCGGCACCACAGCCAGCGUGAUUGUGAUCCGCGGGGUCCACAUGUACGUCGCCCAUGUGGGGGAUUCGGCGGUAGUGGUCGGAGUGCAGGAGAACGACUCUGACAUCACGCUCCAGGCACUCGAAAUAACACAAGACCAUAAACCUGAACUUCCCAAAGAAAGAGAAAGGAUUGAACGCCUGGGUGGCAGUGUAAUGAAAAAGUCCGGGGUGAACCGUGUUGUGUGGAAGAGGCCCAGGCUGACCCAUAACGGCCCGGUGAGGAGGAGCACGGUCAUCGACCAGAUCCCCUUCCUGGCUGUGGCCCGAUCCCUCGGCGAUCUGUGGAGCUACGACUUCUACAGCGGAGAGUUUGUGGUUUCUCCAGAGCCCGAUACCACCGUGAUGACCCUGGACCCCAAACGGCAUCGCUACAUCAUCCUCGGCAGUGACGGACUGUGGAACAUGAUGCCACCCAAGAAUGCCGUCAAUAUGUGUUCCAGCCACGACAAAAUGGUGGGACCAAAGGGGAUGUCUUGCGCCCGCCGGCUGGGAUGCACAGCCCUACUGUUUUGGAAAGAGCGCAUGCUCCGCGCAGACAACACGACAGUGAUCGUCCUGGCCCUGCAGGAGCGCGGCGGGCCCCCUGUCCCGAUGCAUCGAGACGAGAUUGUUGUCGACAUGUCUACAGGAAUGGACCAUGUUCCCUUCCCAGGAACUACUUAUAACACGUGUGUGGUCCCAAAGCGGAGCGACGCUGCAGAUGCUCCCUCCCCAGUCAAAGACAGUUCCACGGCUCUGUGGCAGGCACUUGGUCUGUACAAAGCAGCUUCCGGUGCCGCCGCACAGCUGCUACCCGACGCCGACUCCGUGAGGGCCGCUCUGCCCCCCUCAGACGGUUCAGCGAAUGAUUUCGAAAAGCAGGAGUCCGCAACCCAAAUGGACUGCGCUGCUCCUGCUCCUCCCUUUAAAAGGUCUCGCCGUUCUCCGCACACACCCGCUGCACCGAGGGGUCCCCCCCGUCGGCUCGGCCGGUCCUCCGGCAAAAGUCUCCCCCAGGAGACGCCGGACAGCGAUGUACAAAGUGAACAUUCCAGUCAAAAGACGAGCUCCUCUGAGGAAAGCAGCAUCCUACCACAGCUGAUUCUUGUCUCGUAGAAACUGUGUUUUUUUUGCCCUGAGGCGAGAAGGAUAAUCGCUAUCAGGUGUGCCACGGGGGCCAACUCCUAGAUGUAUACUUUUUAUACAAAAAGUCUUCGUUUUUUUUGUAAAUAUGUGAGAAAUUUGAGAUUGUAAAUGUGUUGCCGUUUUAACCUUUUUCUUCUUCUUCUUCCCCCUCUUUGAAAUUUAGUGUUUUCGCAGAAAUUUUAAAAUCCAUUCAAUCUAUUUUCAUACGUAUAAGUAUGUAUAGUAUAUCCAAAAGAUGUAUUUUGAUGGUGGAUAAUUACAAUCUGAGAUGACGUCACAGUUCACCAAAAUAGUGACACGUGCAAUCUUCCAGUUUAGAUUUCUAUCGAAUGAAUUGACGGUGUUUAAAUUGAUUUUACUCGUCUGAUGCCAUAACAUCCCAGUCCUUCCUUCAGUGGAGUCAGUACCUCAGACCAGUUGUUCCAUAGAUGAAAUGUGCUGCCAUGCCAUUGUUAGUGUUUGUAUUUAAUCGGGUUCAGUAGAAGCCCCUGUUAGUGGUGAUACUGUCGUGUGCAAAAUAAUGGAAACGUGUGAAAAGCAAUGGUCUGAGGGUAUUGAUUAUAAAUCUGUUACUUGUUCCAUGUUUACCAGUGGCUAAUUAUGUAUGUGUCAUCACAAUUGCUACUCGGCUAAUUGGUGUAUCUUACGCAUAGCUUGUGAGGAGGCGUUAAAGGGUCUGUUCACCUAAAUCAGACAAAACAGAAUAUAUCCUCUCAUUUUCCCUCGUGGUAUCUCUAUCCAUGUACAUAAUGUGUGAUGGUAGUGAACUGACCCUUUGAUGGUACUUUGCUGGACAUUCUUUUCUUUGCUGGAGAGAUCCAUCUCCAUUUUUGAUUUGACCAUAAGGUAUUGGGUGCUGAUGUGAAAGCCAAAAUCAAUACCUGUGCCUCACUGGAAGGUUUGGAGUCUGCUUCCUCCUUGACUUUUCUUUAUUUUGAGUGUCCACCGGACACCAACACUAUUCCAAAAGCCCUUUUCAUAUUAUUUUCAUAUCUUGUAUCCUUGUAUCCUUGUGUGUGUGUGUGUGUGUGUGUGUGUGUGUGUGUG
Molecule: messenger RNA, 2905 nt
Organism: Anarrhichthys ocellatus (wolf-eel)
Lineage: Eukaryota; Metazoa; Chordata; Actinopteri; Perciformes; Anarhichadidae
Product: protein phosphatase 1D-like
Exons: 6
Coding region: 146-1828 (560 amino acids)
Biological process (GO): protein dephosphorylation
Molecular function (GO): protein serine/threonine phosphatase activity; cation binding
Source: RefSeq, a predicted model, not a curated record